CUUAAUGAAUCUAGAGGUUCGACUUAGGAGGUGAAGCUAGAAUAACUCCAAACGACCUUAUAGUCAUGGUCAUUGAUCUUGACAGGUGACUAAUUAAAAUUUGUGGUACAUUUCGUUUUUUACAUUAGAAUUUUACAGGCUAACCAAAAGAAAACAUUAAAAUUUCGGUUUUUGUGGACCAGAAUAGAACUUCUACUUGCAUGCAUGCUAUGAUGAUUCUACCAAUGGGCUACGCUGGGUCCCAAAGUCAAACUUUGUCCAUAAAUAGACGGUCCAGAUUUAGUGUAAUCGAUUUUUAAAUUAACAUCCACCGUUGUUGAAGGAAGUCAAAGAGGGGUAAAAUCGUAAAUGAAUUAAUAUAAUCCACUGGUGGAACUGAUCCGAUAACAGAAACAUUUUUUUUUUCUAGGGAAAAUUAUAGAAACUACACGGCCAUGUUUUAGGAUUGUCGCUAGAAAGUAAGCGGCAUGGGAAGAGCGUUCGUGUAUGUGAUCGUGGGAGGAGGUGUUGCUGCUGGUUACGCAGCUCUCGAAUUCACAAGGAAAGGUGUCUCCGAUGGCGAGCUCUGCAUCAUCUCCGAUGAACCCGUUGCACCAUACGAGAGGCCCGCGUUAAGCAAAGGUUUUCUGUUGCCAGAAGAUCCUACACGGCUUCCUUCUUUCCACACUUGUGUUGGGGCUAAUGAUGAGAUACUGACCCCAAAAUGGUACAAGGAACAUGGAAUCGAAUUAGUCCUUGGAACUCGUGUUAAGUCCGUUGAUGCGAGGAGGUUGACUCUUGUAACAAGCACCGGGGAGACUAUAACUUACAACUUUUUGAUCAUUGCAACAGGUGCCAGGGCGCUGAAGCUCGAAGAGUUUGGGGUGGAAGGCUCGGAUGCUGAAAAUGUAUGUUACUUACGAGAUCUGAGCGACGCAGACAGGCUUGCCACUGUGAUCCAAUCAAGCUCCAAUGGGAAUGCUGUUGUUAUCGGUGGUGGCUAUAUUGGCAUGGAGUGUGCUGCAUCUUUAGUGAUCAACAAAAUCAAUGUGACCAUGGUUCUUGCAGGGGCUCACUGCAUGGCGCGUCUCUUUACUCCCAAGAUUGCAACUUUCUAUGAAGACUACUACAUGGGUAAAGGAGUGAAGUUUAUCAAAGGAACUGUUUUGACAUCAUUUGAGUUUGAUUCGGAUAAAAAGGUCACGGCGGUUAAUCUGAAAGAUGGGAAUCAGUUACCAGCAGAUUUGGUCGUGGUUGGAAUCGGAAUACGACCAAACAUAAGCUUGUUUGAAGGACAGCUAACAAUAGAGAAAGGAGGGAUAAAAGUGAACAGCCAAAUGCAGUCAAGUGAGAGUUCAGUGUAUGCAAUAGGCGAUGUAGCUACAUUCCCAGUGAAACUAUAUGGCGAAAUGAGGAGGCUAGAGCAUGUGGACUUCGCUAGGAAAUCUGCACGGCACGCAGUUUCAGCUAUCAUGGAGCCAGAGAAGACAGGAGAGUUUGACUACUUGCCGUGUUUCUACUCAAGGUUCUUUGCCUUCUCCUGGCAGUUCUAUGGAGACCAUGUUGGUGAAGUUGUGCACUUUGGGGAGUAUGAAGACGGUGAAGUGUUUGGAGCAUAUUGGGUUAAAGAGGGUCACCUUGUUGGGUGUUUUCUUGAAGGUGGGACCAAAGAACAGUAUGAAACUAUCUCUAAGGCAACACAGUUGAAACCAGCUGUUACUGAUAUGGAAGAACUGGAAAGAGAAGGACUCGGGUUUACUCAGACAGUGGUGAGUCAGCAGGUGGUUACUGAAGUUAAGGAUGUUCUAAGCUCUGAGAUUGUGAGGCAGACGUCAAGAGUUGUGAGUCUUGUGACGGUGGAGAAGCCUUUGCAUGUAUGGCACGCGGUGACUGGAGUUGUUGUUGCUGCGUCUGUGACUGCGUUUGCUUUUUGGUAUGGUAGGAGACGUCGUAGAUGGUGAAAUAAUUCAUUGGCAGGCAGUGCCUGAGAUUUUCUCGACUAGAAGCGAGACUUUUUUUUGGCC
Brassica napus (rape) is the source of this 2003-nucleotide messenger RNA. RefSeq names its product monodehydroascorbate reductase 4, peroxisomal-like. The transcript has 7 exons. The coding region runs from base 468 to 1940 and encodes 490 amino acids. Gene Ontology annotation, cellular component: cytoplasm. Gene Ontology annotation, molecular function: flavin adenine dinucleotide binding; oxidoreductase activity, acting on NAD(P)H. The record is from RefSeq and is a predicted model, not a curated record. Lineage: Eukaryota; Viridiplantae; Streptophyta; Magnoliopsida; Brassicales; Brassicaceae.